ACAAAAUAUUUGCUGUUUAUGCUAUUAUCGACUAAAAAUGUAUCAGUCGAAUCAUCAACGAUUUUAAAUCAGUUUGUACGAAAAUAAUAUUAGCAGCAUAAUUAUGAAAAAAUUAGCACAAAGUUGGAAAACGAGAAAAGUUAAUUGGAAGAUUUAUGUUUCGACUCUAACAGCAAACUUGCUGUUGAUUUCUGUUGGAGGUCUGGCCUCUUGGAUAUCUCCAACAAUUACUAAGCUAAAAUCCAAUAGUACCGAAGAAAAUCCUCUUGGUUCACCAAUAUCAACAAUGAGUAUAUCUAUGUUAGGUACUAUUCCCCUAAUUUCAAAACUGUUAUCGUAUAUUGUAAUGGCGAAGCUUUCCCAAGCUUUUGGGAGAAAAAAACUUAUGCUGUAUGGAGCUGUAUGUCUAUCAGUUGCACUGAUUGGAAUUGCUUUUGCCAGGAAUAUUUAUGUGUAUUACAUAUUUUUGUUAAUCGAAGGCGUAGGGUUGAGUAGUGUAUAUAUAAGUGUGCCUAUUUAUUGUAGCGAAGUAGCAGAUACUUCUAAUAGAGGAGUAAUAGGUUGUUUUAUAGGUUUAUUUUCAGUUUGUGGAAUUCUUUUAAUGUACGUGUUCGGUUCCUUUUUAAGUAUAAAAAUGUUUACUUUGAUAUGUGCGUUUCCAGCUUUAGUUCAUAUAAUACUUCACAUGGUCGUGAUCGAAUCACCUAUUUACUUAAUUUCUAAAGGUAAAAAAAUAGAAGCUAGAAGAGCCCUUGAGAGCUUACGGCUUAACAGAACUCAUCAAGAGAUAGAAACAGAAUACUCAGCGUUAGAAAAAAGUGUUGAAUCGGAUAUAAGCAAAAAUAUUCUAGAUUUCAAAAGUGUUCUAGAGUUAUUUAAAAUACGUGCAGGGGUGAAAGCCUUUUUCAUAUCAGUAACUUUAUGCAUAGGUCAACAGGCUUCCGGUAUAGCAAUCAUUAUAAUGUACGUUGGUCCAAUAUUUAAUAAAAGUGGUGCCAAUAUAUCUGGUAAUAACGUUGGAAUUAUAAUUGGGUCAGCACAAGUGCUGACUUUCGCUGUGGCAGGAUGUCUCAUUGAAAAACUGGGACGACGACCUUUGACAUUAUUUUCUUCAUUUGGUUGCUGCCUCUUUCUGUUCGCCAUGGGCAUUUCGCUUUAUCUUAUAGAUAUACAUGUUUGUUUUAUAGCAGAAAUACGGUGGUUGCCGAUUUUAUUUGUCAUAUUGUUUAUUAUUUGCUAUGGAUUAGGUUUAGGCCCUAUUCCUACAUUCAUUUUUGGAGAAUUAUUUCCACACGACUUUAGAUCUAUUGGUACAGCUCUGGUAUUAAUUAUUAAUGACAUUUUAAUGUCAGGAAUGAGUUUUAGUUUUCCUAUACUUUCAGAAGCAUUUGGAGCGCCUACCUGUAUGGUAGCUUACAGUUCAGUUUCUCUGUUGUUUUUCAUUGUUUUGUAUAUUUUUCUACCAGAAACAAAAGGAAAAACUUUAAAUGAAAUUCAGGAUUUACUUAACAAGUAACAAAAAAAAUAAUGAUAUUACGUAUACAGCCAGUGGCGGCUCCAGAGGGGGUCACGGGGUCAUGACCCCCUCCCAAACGAAAAUAAAUAUCAAUUCAAUAAUCCUAAAAAAAAAUCGAGAGCUGUCAAACAAAAAAAAAUUAGGCCCAUCCAAAAAAUAAUUGAAAACCCACUUAUCCUAGGGCUGGUAAGACUAAGUAGUGACCUUGCAUUAGCGAAAAGGAAUUAAAUCACCCUCAAGAUCCAUAAGCCCCCCCCCCCAAAAAUAUUUCUGGAUCGACUAUUGUACAGCAAAUUAUUAUAUUAUGUAUAUGGGUACAUUCUGCCUACGUUAUGAUGUAAAAUGCCAAAUAAAUAAAUAAUAACAAAUGAUACUACCAGCACACAUCGUUUUCCUUCUGGUUAUGAAUUGGUAUUCAAUAGGAUCAUACAUGCAUGUUUCUGCCUCUCGGCUUCAUCAGCCAUCCGAGUAGAUUACGAACUCAUAACCAGAAGAGAAUCGAGGUGUCUUAUGAAAUUCACAAUUUCAGUGAAAAGCACAAGAACUCCAUCUACUCUGAUGGAUGUGCAACAGACCGUCUCGAAAAAGACGGUUCCUAUAUAUCGUACUGUACAAAGUGAUGCGUGCAUUCGGAUGUGGAUGUUUCCCCAACACGACUCUAACUUAUCGACAGAGUCUACUGUACUGAGUAAAUUGAAGCUGUAACUACAAAGAAAAAAUAUGUACCUACCUAUGUCUUUUUACUCACUUUAUAACGCUUAAAAAAUUACGGGAUCUGGAUUUCAAUAAAAAUAUAUAUAUUGUUGUGAUCUUGAUUAUUGAUAUGAGAUGAUAAUUUUAUAUGUCAUUUAAUUUA
This is a messenger RNA of Diabrotica virgifera virgifera (western corn rootworm), 2372 nucleotides long. Its product is annotated as facilitated trehalose transporter Tret1-like. Gene Ontology annotation, cellular component: membrane. Bases 104 to 1516 code for a protein of 470 amino acids. Gene Ontology annotation, molecular function: transmembrane transporter activity. Gene Ontology annotation, biological process: transmembrane transport. The transcript is spliced from 2 exons. The record is from RefSeq and is a predicted model, not a curated record. NCBI's taxonomy places the organism in Eukaryota, Metazoa, Arthropoda, Insecta, Coleoptera, Chrysomelidae.